AUGACUCGAUAUUAAUUGGACUAAUAAGAAUUAGUCAAUAGGAAACGAAAAUAUCAGGAGACUCUUGAAAUGCAACUUAAAUCAAAGCGAGAUGAAAUAGACUAUAUGAAACUGGAAAAAGACAGACUUAGAGGUCAAAUUAAGGAGAGAGCUGAUUAUAAUCGGAGUCAAGAAAUGCAGAUGAAGGAAUUAAGGAUGGGCUAGCAACGAUAAUAUAAAAAGAUGCUAGAUGAUCAAUCUAUGUAGAGUCAAAUAAUUUCUAUGGCUAGGCUAAAUUAACAGUAUAUUAAUAGUAGCAAUGACCUAGGUUCCAAGUCACAAUCAAGGCAGACUAAUCAAUAUAAGACUGAUAACGAGCUAUUGAAUUUUAAAGAUUACGCUCACUGA
Molecule: messenger RNA, 387 nt
Organism: Stylonychia lemnae
Lineage: Eukaryota; Ciliophora; Spirotrichea; Sporadotrichida; Oxytrichidae
Source: the annotation of a GenBank genome assembly